UAGGAGAUGAGCAUUUCAGACAGGAAACAGCUUAAAGAAUGCAACAUCAGGAAGGAGGCAGAAAUGUGAUGAAGGAGUGGUGUAAGUGGUCUGAAAUACAGUUGGAAAGAACUGAAGCCAGGGUGGAGCCAGAUCAUGCUCACAAAUUUAUAGGCUCUUGAGUUUAAUGCUAAAUAUAUACACAUACCUUAUGAUACAUGACACACAUUCUAAAAGCAUUAGGAAGGUACUGAAAAUGUAAAAAAUUAAAAAAUCAUUUACUAAACAGUUGAAUACAAGGCACCAUGCUAACCAAGGGUUCCUGCAAACAAGCACCUCAUUCUUUCUGCCUCCUACGCUUGUUCCUCUGCCUGUAGUUUGUUUCCUAGUUAAUGGCACCAUCAUUCACCCAGCUUCCCAAACCUCUGAGUCACCUUUUCCCUCCCCACAUCCAGUGAGUCACCAAAUUCUGUGGACUCUACUAAUAGUUCCCAAGUGAACUCCCUCCUUUCCAUUGACACUGCCACUGCCACUACCAUGGCUUCUGCAUCUCCAGAAUUGCCCUUCCCAAAUCUAUCCUUCACUCUGCUCUCAGAAUGUUCAAUUCAGAACAUAAAUCUCUCCAUGUAACACUCUAUUAGAGCUACUGGAGCAGAUGAAGUCCCAGCACCUAGUUAUGGCUUCCAAAGCCCUCCACGAUCUAUGCCCUUCUUCCAUGAACUUCAUUUUUUUUCAACCCUUCAAAUUUAUGUAACACCAGACCAUUUGUAGUUACCCCUCAAACCCUGUCAUUUUAUGCCUCUGUGCCUUUGCUCAGGCUGACCAAUCUUUCAGGAUUUAGCUUGGAUAUUAGCUCCUCCAUGAAACUGUCCCUAAAUCCCCCAAUUGGACUAAGUACCCUUCAUCUGUGCUCCUAGAAUCUCCUGUCACCCCUGUAUCUUAUCACUACAUAACACUGAAAUAAUCUGUUUACAUGACCCCUUCUCCACUUGAUGGUAAAGUUCUUGGGUGUAGAAACUGUUCAUCUUUGUGGUCCAGUAUAGCAUGGUGCCCAGGAAAUAGUAAGUACUCAUUAUUGAGCUGACCAAAAGAAUGUACCUUGCAUUGCACUCACCAAGGACUGAAUGUGGCAGGAAACCUUCAUAUCCCAAGCUUAGGACAUGCAGCUGAGAAGAUCCCAUGCAGGCGUGAACAGGCAGGCCCAUCUCAUGAUGGACAAAGAGGGCUAAUUGCUCACGGACCUCACUUUGUCAAAGUACCACAAAUUCAGACUUACAAUCUCCAAAUGAAGUUAUACAUACAGUUUUAUAUUUUGUGCAUCUUUAAAGCAUUUUAAAGAUGCUUUUGAAGGUAAAUAUUUUAAAUAUACCAUUAUUUUUAUUUCCUUCUUUUGGUAUUUCUUUUCUCUUUAAUGUAUCAGUAGCCUCAAAAAAUGGAAGUGAGAUAAUACCAAAGUUUAAUCAAGGUACCGCAGAAUUAAAUUGAUAUCAUCAACAGUUAAGAGAUGAGAUCAGAUCUAUGCAAAAAUAUUUUCUGGCCCUUGGGCAGGAAGAACAGGAACAUGGCAAGUUGUGAUCAUGCAAUAAGUAUGCUCAAUGAAGAAAUCUUACUCAAUGGGACUAUAGGUAUGACCGGAGGAAGAAUUUGUCCAUCCAAAAGAUGGCACUCAACAUAGAAUAGGGGAAACAGAGCAUCUGAGACAAUAACAGGGGACCGACUCGGACAUGUGCAGAAAGAGACUCAGCCAGUCAAGUGCAUUGAACCACCACCAGAGCCUAAUAUCAUUAAAUAUUCAUGCUAUACAGCCCUCGGCUCAGUUUCUUUUCCUUCCUUCCUUCCUUCUUCCUUUCUUUUUCUUUUUCUUUUUUUUCUUUCUUUCAAUAGAGAUGGAGUAUCACUGUGUUGCCCAGGUUGGUCUCAAACUCCUAGGCUCAAGCAAUCCUCCUGCCUUGACCUCCCAAAGUGCUGGGAUUGCAGGCAUGAGCUACUACACCCAGCCUCAGCUCUGUUUCUAAGCAGUUUCCCUCUAAAAUGCUAUAUUCUUUUGACGCUUUUCUUCACAGAGGCUCAAAGUGCCUUAAAUAUGUUUAAGUCUCUGAAACUUGGGAUAUAGGAAAAUUGAAUAAUAAAUUAUCAAUUGAAUGAUCAAUGAUGUAAAGUCUGAUAUUUUUCCCGUGGUUAUACUAUUGCUAAAUUGACUUUUCUCUCCAAGAAAUCCUCUGAAAACUUCGCACCACCACCUGAAUGCCCACUCCUGAGUGGUCCGGUCAGGGCUCCACGGGAAUGCUGACCACACUUCCUCUCAGGGGCAGACCUGCUUGGCUGCUCCUCCCCAGUGCCCUUCUUCUCUUACUGCAGAGAUUACGUCAGCACAUUAUGAUUAUGAUGCAGCAGCAAUAGAACAACGCCCAGAGCAGCCUGGCCUGCGCUUCUUUUACUAAGUGGUUAGUUGCCUGCUGAGUAGACAUAAACACCUGCUAAAGAAAUGUGAAAAGAGUGGAAACGUGCUAUUUGGAGAUUAUUUUCCUAGUCGACAUCCAGGAGAUCUCCAGAGAUCUGUUUCAGCCCCACCUGUUGAAGAUUUCAUCAUGAAAAGGAGGAAGCUCAAACUGAAGUGAGUUAAAAACUUCAUCUCCUAGAGAGGAUUGUGGCUCAGCCUGAGUUGAGUUUUUUUAUGUUUAUGUGCAAGCGCAAUGAAGAAGAACACCAGCAAGUCUACCAUGAGGAUCAAUAAGCAAGAUGCUCUCUGCACCCCACACUCCCAUGAUCCGAGAGAUCUUCAAAAUAUGUUGGAUGGAGGAGAGUAUGCCCCUUUUGUAUCUCCUCCCAUGUUAGAGAGCAAUUUUAUCCAGGUCAACAGAAGAGGUGAAUCCAUUUACCUUCAUAACCGAGCCAACUGGGUGACCGUAGGCAUCUGUUCUUCCAGCUCCACCCACAAGAUCCCCAAUGUGAUGCUACUGGCACAUCUGACACCUGGUGCCCAAAAAGAUACAGAACCCCUGUUUAAAAGUCUCCUGACAUCUCCUCCUGCAGAGAAACUGGUGCUCACCAGGUUUCUCCCCCUGCAGUUUGUGACUCUUUCUGUGCAUGACGCGGAGAACAUGCGCCUGAAAGUAAAGCUGGUGAGUGGUCGAGCCUACUACUUACAGCUCUGCACCUCUGCAUAUAAACAGGACACCUUGUUUUCUCAAUGGGUGGCCCUCAUCUCCCUCUUGAAUCAGGAGAAAGCCAAAGUUUCCAAAGUGUCGGAGGUUUCAAGUCUCUCAGGAAUUACAAAUAGCACAGACAUCACAGGCUCCACAGAUGUGAUGGAUAUCACCGCGUUCACAGCCAUCCUGACCCCGUACAUGUAUGCAGGUACAGGCCCUGAACAUGUCAGGGACAGCAUAGAUUUCUCAGAAUUCACAGACAUCACCGACAUCACAGAUGUCACAGAUCUUCCAGAAAAUGAGGUCCCAGAGGUCCCGGAUGUAAGAAUUGUCACAGAAGUCAUAGAAGUCAGAGAAGCCACGGAAGUCACAGACAGCUCUGAUAUUACAGACUGCUCGGGAGUCACAGUGGUGUUUGAAAACAAUGACUUAAUCAGGGCCAAGCAAGAGGAGAAGGAAAAACUGAAAAACAUUCUGAAGCCUGGGUGUCUACAAGGUACAAAAAGUAAGAGUGAGUUGAAAGAAUCCUCAAAACAUGUCACCGUCUCAAACAUAACACUGACUUUUGAAGGUAAAAGAUAUUUUCAAACUACCUUGACUCCAGUAGAAAGUGAGGCAAAUACAUCCAAGGAGAUGGAGGAUAAGACCUCUGAAGAAAAGAUGCCUGAUUUUCAGAGCACAGCUCUCAAGGCUGAAGAAUCCAGUAGUGCUACCAUGGCUCUUUCCUUUGUUUCAAAGAGGAUAGUGGCAGGCUUUAUUUUAAUUUGCAUCUAUUUUUCAAGGAGCUUGAGAACGGAAUCAAACACUUCAGGGAAUGAAUGUGAGGAAAGAAAAGUAAAACAGAAAAAGACAAAGUUGAUGGAAAAACAUGUAAGACAACCUAAAGACAUUUGAAUUAAAUGGACUGACUUCUCCACCUUUUUUAAAAAUCAGAUACAAACUACUAAACUAAAAAGCAAACACAGCUCAGGAAAAGACAAUCAGUGCAAGAGGAAAACCAAGCAGUGUCUUCUAUGUGGCAGAAAUAAAGCCUAUGACUAAUCAUUAAGAAUUC
Pongo pygmaeus (Bornean orangutan) is the source of this 4182-nucleotide messenger RNA. RefSeq names its product golgi associated RAB2 interactor family member 2 (gene GARIN2). The transcript is spliced from 10 exons. The record is from RefSeq and is a predicted model, not a curated record. The coding region runs from base 2673 to 4022 and encodes 449 amino acids. NCBI's taxonomy places the organism in Eukaryota, Metazoa, Chordata, Mammalia, Primates, Hominidae. Gene Ontology annotation, cellular component: nucleus.